CUGCACCCGCUGCCCCUUGGGAGGCGAUGGCUCCUCCUCCUGCCAAUACCCAGUUCUACCAGCUACAGACCAAAUCGCCUGUAACUGCAGUUACGAACCAAUGGGUUUCUCUUAAGACUGGCUCCAGUGCCUACACUUUGGCGACACAGCAAGCUGCUGCCUCCAAGUUCUGGUACAGUCAAUACAAGCCUACUGGUACCUACGCUUUCUACAACACGGACGACACUCGGCAGGUCGCACUUCAGGGACCGAAUGGAACCUUGCUUUAUGUCAUUGAUGCCACGAACCCAAGCACCGGAAACAUUCCUGGAGGCCAGCUUAUGGAGUGGGCAACCUUCACGAUCGACAACAACGUCCUCGGAGUUAAGGAUGGCUCAACACUGACUAACAGGAGCUUUGUUGCUGUCCAGGGCGCGGACAAUGGAUACGGCCUUGCCUUCUAUGAUGGUGCAAGCCCAACCACUCAAAGAAUCACGCCUGUUACUCUCAACCUUGUCAAAGCAGCAUAGAGCAAAGGCAUGAGAAAGGGUAC
Molecule: messenger RNA, 532 nt
Organism: Aaosphaeria arxii CBS 175.79
Lineage: Eukaryota; Fungi; Ascomycota; Dothideomycetes; Pleosporales
Exons: 3
Coding region: 27-509 (160 amino acids)
Source: RefSeq, a predicted model, not a curated record